CGAGUCCCCUGUACCCAGGUCUUACGUCCCCCCGAGUGUUGUUCGUUCGUCAGGGGAGGCCCCCCGGGCAGCCUGGGCAGAGCGAGCCCCAGCGACACCCGAAGUCCGCCGGAGGGUUGCGAUGGCGCGCCGCGGAUCCUCGCUCUUCGCGGCGCUGUGCCUCCUGGCCGGCCUGCGCGCCGCGUUCGUGGGGGUCCCGCUGGCGGCCCCCGCAGCUCGGGGGGCUCGCGCGGCCUUCGACAGCGGCAAGGUGAACAUCGCGGGUGACGGUGGCGCCGCAGGCGACGUCCCUGAGCCGAUGCUGGAGGUCAACGAGGCGACGAACGCCGCGAUCCAGGACUGCUUGGAGGAAGGCUGCUCGGUGGAAGCCCUCAUGAGCCUCGACGUGAAGCUGGCUGCCGACGAGUCCAAGGUCGCGGACACCAUGAAGCAGAUCGCCGCCGCCCAGAAGACCCAGUACUCGAAGGACAACGACGAGAAGCUGUCCUGGUACGGGAACUUCCUCAGCCGCACGGGGGCACUCCGCCAGCAGCUCCGGGCACUGGGCGGCGCCAAGGACAAGGAGCCGGACUUCGUGAAGCAGCUGGUGAAGGCCGCCUCGGUCGCGUUCGGCGGUGGCCGGGCGGGCGACUACCCGAAGGUGGGGGUCAGCGGCUAUUCCUCCUGAGCUCCGCGGGGGACGCGGCGGAGGCAGGAGGGAGUCGGGAGGCAGGUGUACCUAGGGGCGGAAGCCGGAACAUCUACAUGACCACCAUGAAAUAAGGGUGAGCCCCUGGGCGCCCACAUUAUCGUAAACGCCAAGGUCAGAGUAAUGCACCCCGGCUCGUGUUAUGAAAGUGGCGAGCUGACGGGCCAGAUACAGCAUUCCUUUCGCGACCAGCAUAUCUUGCGGGUCGUGCCUGCCGAGGUCAGCACCUAGCUUGGCCAUGCGGUCGGCGGCUUCGUUGCCCGUUUUCUCAAAGUGGCUGAUCCUGCCCUCCCGAAUUGGUAAGUUGCACGUUGGCCGGCUUCGUUGUGUUAGGAGGGUCAGCGG
This is a messenger RNA of Prorocentrum cordatum, 1033 nucleotides long. Lineage: Eukaryota; Dinophyceae; Prorocentrales; Prorocentraceae. The record is from the annotation of a GenBank genome assembly.